Messenger RNA from Bicyclus anynana (squinting bush brown), 3366 nucleotides. Its product is annotated as heparanase. The coding region runs from base 1 to 2262 and encodes 753 amino acids. Gene Ontology annotation, cellular component: extracellular matrix. The record is from RefSeq and is a predicted model, not a curated record. The transcript has 8 exons. Lineage: Eukaryota; Metazoa; Arthropoda; Insecta; Lepidoptera; Nymphalidae.
AUGUUAGAACUGGUUUUUCCUUUAAUAAGUGGUGACACGUAUACCGUGACGGUGGGGACCGACGAACAUGUGAAUCUAGUCGACAGCAAGUUCCUAAGUUUCACAAUAGAUCCCAAAUAUUUGUUUUCUUCAAACGAAAAAUAUAACAGCAAAGAAUGUCUCUGCAUGGCGACCUCUCUCACGCCGGCGCACGUGCGCAUAGCUGGCCCCUCCACCCCCCACAUGGUGUUUCGGAACAGCUCCAUCACUAUCGAGGAGCGCCACUAUAGAACUGGUCUAGCAGUAUCGCACAGCAAGUGGGAGAAGUUUGUCCACUGGGCCCAGAAGACCGGCUUUCACCUGGUGUUUGCGCUGAACAACGCCGAGAAGAGCGCGACGGGUCUGUGGGACCCCAACUCUGCGCUCAAGGUCCUGACUGUGGCUGACCAGGCCAACAUUGGCCAAAUGUAUUGGCAACUUGGCUACGAAUGCAGAAACCAAACGAUCGAGGAGUACCUCAACGACUUGGAGACGUUGCGCGUCAUCACGGAGACAUUCCCGGCGGGGCGGGGGGGCGGCUGGCGGGUGGUGGGGGGUGACGUCACGCCCUGCCUCUCACACCACUCUAAGAGCGACUUCAAGGACUACGUCACUCUGUCCGAUGACAUGAUGGAUGCUAUAUUUCUCAAUGGCAACUCAUCUUCCCACGAAUUAGAGCAUAUGUCAGAAAAGGACCGCUACAAAUUGCUCAAGUUGCUCAGCACCAGCGACACCCCGCUCUGGCUGACUGAGCACAACGAGCUGAGCGAAGAGUUGGAGCGCGCGGCCGACUGGAUGACCAGCCUCGGGUACUCCGCGAGGAACGGCUUCUCUGUGCAUUACCGGGAACUGAAGGAGAAGGAACUGUACGAGCCUACUUUGAGUUUCUACAUGGCUCUGCUGUUCAAGAACUUAGUAGGCGAACGAGUUCUCAACGUCGAGAUAGAGGCAUCACAAGCGAUACUUUUCGCGCACUGUACAUCGCUGCGUCACAAGGCUGUGUCCGGAGCUGUGACCUUUUACGGAGCCAACAUGGAUGAGGAGCCAGCCAGAUUCUCCAUCAAAAUGUCCAAGAAGGAACAGGGUGGCGAUAUUUUGCAGUUUAUAUUGGGACACGAUAGAAAUGGAAACAUCGUUGUGAACGGACGAGCUAUGUACUAUGAAGGUGAUAUUCGUCCAGUGGUCAAGCGUGUUCGUCCAUAUAAAACGCUUCUUAUAAAUCUCCCGCCAAAAUCUUUUGGAUUUUGGGUACUAGCCAAUACACAAGUUAAAGCUUGCUUCGAUGUUGAUAUCAAGAAUAAAGAUAAAGUUCAUAAUAUUUCUGAAGAAAAUGAGGACGGAAAUUUAAUAAAAGAUAAGCGUUCUUUGAGCAGGAAAGCUAGGGAUAUUCAUGACUAUGAAGAAAAUAAUAACAAAAUUCUGAAAGAAGGGAUAGAUAAAAUUAAUAAAGAUUUAAAGGAAACUCUAGGAAGAGCUUAUGGUUCUAAUAAUAACAGGGAUAUUAAUCAUAAUAGACACAAACCCAAUCUACAGAGAAAUGCACUUAAACGUUAUGAACGUCAAGCCUUCGAUGAAGAAAAUGUAAAUAAAAAGAGACUAACGAAAUAUAAAUUACGACAUGCUUUUCAUGAUGGAUCUUUGAAAACCCGGUUAUUAAACAAGCUUUCAAAGAUUACAAAGGAUCACUUACCAAGAACAUUCUCCAAAACAAAAAGGUCAAGAGGAUCAAAGAGAAAUUAUAGAGUAAAUUCGAUAAGAAUUCCUAAAGAAGACGAAACUAUACCGUUCCCAAAAAAACAUCAUAAAGUAGUAAAGUCAGAGGGUAAAGAAACACAAUCUAAAAAAACUGAACUCAAACAUGCUAAUGAAGUGGAAGAUAAUUUAAUAAGAAAUCGUAGAAGUGCAAUUUCUAAAAAUAAAGUAAAAUAUGAAGAAGUAGAAUCAUCAGAAAAUGAAAUAGACGUGGAUGAUAGGAAAUUCGGUAAAAUUCUGCAUAAAUUGAAGAAAUUGAGCGAAUUACCUGUAGAAUUACAAGAAAAAGAAAAUAUUGAAUAUGAUGAACAAGAAUCAAGCGAAGGAAUAGUUUUAAAAACUAAAGUAACUGAUGACAGUGCUGUGAUAGAUAUAAGUGAGAAAUCUAAUUCUGGUCUUCUUAAAUCGACACUCCAAGAAGUAUUGUCUUUGUUGGCUGAAUUUAAUAAAAAUAUCAAUCGGUUUUGGGCAGCGAUGACAUUAUUAGAAUAAACACAUGCUACCUUUCUUUAUGAAUGAUGGGAUUAAACCAUUUUAAAGUUUAGUAUAAUUUACAAUAUUUUGCAGGAGCUAAGCUAUGAGAACUCUUUCAACACAUUAUAAUCUGUAAACUUAAAGUCGAAUAUCAUUUAGUGUUUGUUAUUCAGCUCGUUUAUCGCUUUUUAUUAUAAUAUUAUAUACAUUAUUUAAUUUAUUUAGAUUAACUGUUCUUUUGUGCUGUUUGAAGUAUGUAUUUGUUUCGAUAAAUAAUUACCUACGGGUGAACCUAAAGUCUGUCUCAGCAGUUAACCAAAAGAUAAAUUAUUGUUAUCUGUUUCUCAGUUAUUAACGAAAGAUGAUAUAUUAUGUAAUGUAUUUCUGGGUAUUAAAAUACGUGUGAUGACAUUGUGUUCUAAGAAUUGUCUUCUAGGUAGUAGUAGUAUUAGAGGAUAGUUAGUGUAGGAUAAUUUGAUGUAAGAUCAGUACAUCUAUAGUUGAUUGAGAUGGAUUUAGUGAUAUUUUGUAAAUAAAUUAAAGACUGUUUAUAAGAAAAUGUGUGGUAUUUUAGUUAUUUAUUCAAUAUGUUUUUUUUUUUAUUAUUGUAGUAGUUUGUUGUAGUUCUAUGUAUUAUGUGCUUAUAGUUGAUGGAGAUGCCUCAAUUAUAUCACUAAGUACUAUUCUAUAGCGAUGUUUUGUACAACUCGCAGGUGUGAGUUUCUCAUCUUAUAGUAUCGAAUUAGAUAGAGAGAGAUAGAGGUGAAAACGAAACUAGCACUAGCAAGUUAUAAAGACAUUGUUACAGAAUAGCCCUACAGAGAGCCAACCAUCAUUUAACAUAGAGCAAUACUUUGCAGAGAUAGAUAGAAUAGCUGAAUAAAUGAUAGCUUCACAUUUGACUUUGAUUGCACCAGCAAAUACAUAUGUGCAUAUAACCGAUGAAGGCUUGUAAUCUAGCUUGCAGUUGUGACAUUUGGUUUCCUUUUCAAAAACACAAUAUUUAAAAAAAAAGUUCAGGAAGUGCGCUUAGAACUCAUUACAGUGUCGUGACAUAUCUGAACAGAAUCGGUAUAAUACAUUUUGUUUGGCAACGUUUACACUCACGUGUUGUGACAUGUC